Messenger RNA from Paramecium octaurelia, 1404 nucleotides. NCBI's taxonomy places the organism in Eukaryota, Ciliophora, Oligohymenophorea, Peniculida, Parameciidae. The record is from the annotation of a GenBank genome assembly.
AUGAAUUUCAUCACUUUGAGAUUUAAAGAUUAAAUUCUUGAAAAAUAAUAUUAGGAACUCAAAACAAAAUCUAUUAGAAAACCAAUAUACUUUGGAAUCUAUUCAUUUUGCUUUGCUCUAAACACAGUUAAAAUUUUGAGGGAUUUAAUCUAGCAUGAAGAGUGGCAACAACUUUAUAUAAAUUAUAUAUUUUUAGCAUUCAUGAUUCUGUCCAUAAUAUUGAUACUCUAAAAUCAGAAUUUCGUGAAACAGGCUCUAGUAAUAUCAAAUCUUUUGUCUGGACUACUUCAGCUGAAUUUUAAUGAAUAAUAGACGACAAAAUAAGAAUUUUAUUCUUUUGGAAGUAGUUUCGCAUAGUUACAAGCAGCCUCGUAUUUCGUUUCAGAUUUCUUAGAUGGAAUAAUACAAGUGGGCGGACAUUUGAUAAUGAAAAUCUUGAUUACAUCGUUAUAAACUAAUAAAAUUGAAGCUAUGUGCACGAGCUUUGCUAUUACUGGAUCAGUGUUUAUUCUGGUUACAAUCUACAUUUGCGAUUGCAGUUCGAGGAAACAAUUCCUAUCGACAGUCUGUGAAAACAUCUGGGAUUAAUAAUUGCCACACCUCAUUAAAAAACCAUUUAUCAAGCUCAGUUACUAAGAUAAAUUGAUCAAUAUCUUACAAAGUCACCUCAUCUAGUUGUUUCCCAAUUCCACCCAAGAACAAUGCGAUGGAUGUAAUGGGAGAUAAUUUUUAAGAGAAUGCCAGAUCGAUAAAGUUUCAUUGUCAGAUUGCAUUCUAAAACAAAGUGAUAUCCUAAAUAAGUCAAUCAAGGCAAAUUAUAAAUGCCACAGAUUCGAUCUUAGAGUCUGCCGAUAUGGAGUGGAGGACAUGAACUUACUUGUAAUUCUAGAGAAAAUUAUUACAACUGCUCAAACCAAAGUAUUCCCACUUUAAGUCAGAGAGGAUCUGAAUCGACAGAUACGCAUCAAUCGUCAAGAGUAUUUACGCUUCUACAAUUGGGGACUAAUGUCUCUGGUUCUGCUUAAUAAUCACGAAAUUAAGGAGAUUAAGUUGUUUCAAUUGAUCAAAAGACUCAACAAGUCUUAUUGCAAAUACUUGAUACCAAUUUAACUCUUCACUAAGUCCAGCGAACUCCAUUUUAACACAUAUGCCAAUUUAUUGCGGAUAUAUCUUAUUCAAAUAUACCACAUAUUAAUUGAGCUCUAUUCCAAAUCAUAUAGAAUCAGAAUUUAAGUUAAAGAAAGCGACGAAUACAUAGAAUUACAUAUUUUGAUAAAUUCAAGUAUGUUUCAUACUCUUUAUCAAAACAAUGUGUUUAUUUAAAAUAUCUAGAGAUCCAUUCUCUACGAACCCAUAUCUAAGGAUCUACGAAUACAUCUUAGUAAGCAAUUAUCUUUUAAAUGA